AUGUUACAACAGAAGAAGCAAUGUGAAGAAAUUUUAAAUAUGAUUCGAAUAUGUAUUUUUGCUCGUGUUUGCCAAAAAUGUGGAUCAAAAAUUGUACAAUAUGGCAUAUCAAUGGUACGUUGCAAAGACAAGUUUUGUAAAAUAAGAUAUUCUAUUUUUAAACAUACUGCUUUCUUUUCUCUUAAAAUUUCUCCUUCGACCUUUUUAAAAAUCAUUGGUUUAUUUUUAACAAUCUUUCAUUCGAGCUUAUUUCAAGAAUUACAAAUAUAUUAA
Vairimorpha ceranae is the source of this 273-nucleotide messenger RNA. RefSeq lists its product as hypothetical. The transcript has a single exon. The record is from RefSeq and is a predicted model, not a curated record. Bases 1 to 273 code for a protein of 90 amino acids. NCBI's taxonomy places the organism in Eukaryota, Fungi, Microsporidia, Nosematidae.